This is a messenger RNA of Cicer arietinum (chickpea), 1758 nucleotides long. RefSeq names its product polygalacturonase At1g48100. Gene Ontology annotation, molecular function: polygalacturonase activity. NCBI's taxonomy places the organism in Eukaryota, Viridiplantae, Streptophyta, Magnoliopsida, Fabales, Fabaceae. The record is from RefSeq and is a predicted model, not a curated record. Gene Ontology annotation, biological process: carbohydrate metabolic process.
UCUUAGCUUGAAAUCCUUCUACCUUUCACUUUGUAUAUCUCUCUUUUUAGAAAUGAAGACUAUGAAUAUAAAUACUAUUACAUUUAUCAUUGUCAUUGUUUUAUCUGUUUGGUAUUCUAAUUUUGAAAGAUGUAGUGCCACAAGAGGUUGGAGGACACUCAAAGCUUCAUCUUCUACUUUUAAUGUAUUAGAUUUCGGAGCUAAAGGGGAUGGACAUACCGACGACACAAAGGCUUUUGAGGAUGCAUGGGCAGCUGCUUGUAAGAUAGAGGCCUCGACAAUGGUUGUUCCAUCUGGUUCUGUUUUUCUACUCAAACCAAUUUCAUUCUCAGGCUCUAAUUGUGAACUAAACAUUGUUUUUCAGCUAGAUGGAAAAAUAAUUGCUCCUACAAGUGCUUCAGCUUGGGGGUCAGGUACCCUACAAUGGCUUGAGUUUACUAAAUUGAACAAGAUUACAAUCAAAGGUAAAGGUGUCAUUGAUGGUCAAGGCUCUGUUUGGUGGGAUAAUACUGGAAAACUGCCAAAAACAAAACCAACCGCACUAAGGUUUUAUGGAAGUAAUGGUGUAACAGUGACAGGUGUAACCAUUCAGAAUAGUCAACAGACCCAUCUAAAAUUUGAUACAUGCACAAAUGUUCAAGUCUUUGAUAUAACAAUUUCAUCACCUGGUGAUAGUCCUAACACAGAUGGAAUUCACCUACAAAAUUCCCAAGAUGUUGUAAUUUAUAGUAGCACACUUGGUUGUGGUGAUGAUUGUGUUUCUGUUCAAACUGGAUGUUCCAACAUAUUGGUGCACAAUGUGAAUUGUGGACCUGGUCAUGGAAUUAGUAUUGGAAGUCUUGGAAAAAUGAAUACCAAAGCUUGUGUUUCAAAUGUCACAGUUCGUGAUACUACUCUUCAUAACACUUUGACUGGUGUCAGAAUCAAAACAUGGCAGGGAGGCUCUGGCUCAGUAAACAAUAUAAUGUUCUCAAACAUUCAAGUUUCUGAUGUUGAAACUCCAAUUACAAUUGAUCAAUAUUAUUGUGAUGGUGGAAAGUGUCAUAAUGAAACUUCAGCUGUGGCAAUUUCAGGCAUACAUUAUGUAAAUGUAAAAGGAACAUACAUUAAAGAUCCUAUUUAUUUUGCAUGUAGUGAUAGUUUACCUUGUGUUGGUAUAACCCUUGAUACCAUAAAGCUUGAACCAAGCCAAAGUUCCAAUGUUCCUUUUUGUUGGGAAGCAUAUGGUGAGUUGAAGACUCAAACAGAACCUCCUGUUGAUUGUCUCCAAAAAGGAAGUUCAUCAAGUGCUGGAAUCAUGUCUAGCAAACAAAGUUCUUGCUAAACUUAAAUAUCGUUGGUAAUAUUGUAUAUUCAGGUUGAAUGCAGUCACAUAAUUCAGAACGUUGAAUUGAAAUCAAACGAUUUAUAUUUUAAUAUAAAUUUUAAUUUUUUUAAUAAAAUUAAACUUAAAAUUUGAACUAUUUGAUUUCAAUUUAACGAUCACUGAUCACUGGUGUAUUGAUUGUGUGGAUCUGUGUAAUAAAUAAGGAAUCAAAAUUCAUAGUAUAUAUUAUAUAUUAUUAUAUAUAGAAAGUUGUUAUCAUGAUUUUGAAAUUAGUGUUUGAGGCAUUACAUAUUAUACAUAUAUCGUGUAAUUGAUUUGUAAACUAGUUUUGUUUAUAGGGAAUUGUGUGGGCCAAAAUGAAAAGUAUGUAUUAAUUUAUUCCUUUUACUUGACAUUUUAAUGUUUAAUUAUAUAAGACAAGGUUUCUUUUA